This is a messenger RNA of Heteronotia binoei (common prickly gecko), 606 nucleotides long. It is a transcript of the gene TMEM212, whose product is annotated as transmembrane protein 212. The transcript is spliced from 4 exons. The record is from RefSeq and is a predicted model, not a curated record. Bases 7 to 606 code for a protein of 199 amino acids. Lineage: Eukaryota; Metazoa; Chordata; Lepidosauria; Squamata; Gekkonidae.
CUCACAAUGGACAGAAAGAGUUUCUUUGCAGUCGCUGGAAGAAUUCUUAUUGCCUUUGCAAUUCUAAGCCUGAUCUCUGGAAUUUUUGCCUUCUUCCCUGUUUUUUCCUACAAACCUCAGUUUGUUGGAUGGAGCGUUCGCAUUGCUUCUCCCAUCUGGAAUGGAGCUUUGGCUGGAAUUGCAGGUGUGCUGGUUGCUCUGGCUGAAAAACAAUGGACCCAAAGAUACCUGUGGGAAUCUGGUUUCACAUUCUGCAUCUUCAGUAUCAUCAGCUCUCCGGUCCAAGGCGCCAUUGCCAUUGCAUCCCUCCUUUAUGGACCUUAUUGCUACUACUCGUUUGCUGGGAUUUCAGGAACAAACUACCUUGGCUACGCUGUCCUGUUCCCUUUUCCUUACAGCAAGUUCGCCUCUGCCUGCAAGGACCCUUUGCACUAUGAGUGGUAUCAUGUGGCAUUGCAGAUUCUGGACUUCUGUUCUAGUCUUGCCAUACUCUGUGCCUCUGUGGCUACGGUGGUGAAACUCACAGUGAGGCUGCUGCAGUUUGGACAUUUAAAUGUGAGUAUUAACCAUUGCUGGAGACAUACUUACUCACUGCAGUGCAUGUAA